This is a messenger RNA of Brienomyrus brachyistius, 2553 nucleotides long. It is a transcript of the gene mrm1, whose product is annotated as mitochondrial rRNA methyltransferase 1 homolog (S. cerevisiae). Lineage: Eukaryota; Metazoa; Chordata; Actinopteri; Osteoglossiformes; Mormyridae. Gene Ontology annotation, cellular component: mitochondrion. Gene Ontology annotation, molecular function: RNA binding; RNA methyltransferase activity. Gene Ontology annotation, biological process: rRNA methylation. The record is from RefSeq and is a predicted model, not a curated record.
UGCACGCUUGUGGGAUAACGAUACAGUUGCAUCGCAUUGAAAGGUGACCCCUGUCCCCCAGCACAGAUGCUGCUUAAUGUUAUAAUUUUGGCUGCCGUGUUGUACGUAUGAUUAAUCUCUGAGUGGAAGGUAGAUGGGCUCACAAAAUACACCUUCACUGUCAGAACCAGGGAUACUCUGUGGAUACUGUGUGUAUACUGUGUGUAAAUGGCAGUUAUAAAUACAAACCAUACUAGACAGUGCCGAAGUCAGGGAAAAGUGGUUGAACUUGCCCGUCUCCGUCUGGUACUCCUGCUCAUCGUGACAGGGAGACGGUCUCAAAUAUCUACAAGUUUACGGUAAAUGACGUAAGUGGGGCGGGGCAUACAAACCUGCCCUGACUUCCCGGUGUUCUACAUAUAUUAACUUUCACCUGCUUUUCUGCCAGAAGGAAACGUGUGCGUAAGCGUAUGUUUUUGAACACCUUGCUGAUGUCGCUCAUUUAAAAUCGUUUAUUAUUUGGAAAAUUACACUGUACAUUACCAUAAGAAUUUUAUAUAAAAAUUAUAUUUGUAAAAAUAAAAAUGAAAGAGUGGUUUAACCCCGACAGCUCCAUGUACGCCGCCUUGGAUAAAUGAGUCUGCUAAAUAAAAAAAAAUAAAAAAACGAUUCUCUUAAUAACGACAAUAAACACCUGCAGUUCUACACUAUGGCAGCAGAGGGUGCUAUGAUUUUUCCUUGCGUGAAGUACGGCGGCCGGGAAGGUGCGCAGCAAACGUGCUGCGCUUGGGGCUAACGAGACCACGUAAGGUGAAAUCCGAUCGAUUUUAGCCAAGUGUCAUUUGAAAACGUAAAUUCCUAGAAAAACGCUCUAGUUUCACUCUCAGCAGAGCAGGAUGAAUACGGCGCCGGAUUUUGUGUUUAUAAAACGUAGGACAUUUCCCGAUGUUAUACAGAUGAACUUAAUCACGCAGUAAUAUGACUGCUUCUCAUUUGUAGGUAGUGUUUGCUGAAGUUUUCUCGGUUAGGCGUUUUUGCUUCGGCUUGUAGUAAAGUAGACGCUGCAUACUACUGUCUUCCCUCUUCUGCUCAGGUAAUGUCCGACAGGUGAACCCGACAGUGCAGGAUGAUUUUAAUGAGAAUAACCUCGGUGACGCCGAGCUGGACCUGCCGGUGGUGCCGCCCCAGACCUAGCCGAUCUGGAGCAGCUUCCUUCGCUCACUCCGCGGCAUUGCGUUUCCCUGGAGACAGCGAGGCGGACGCGAGCGCCAGGACACCCGUGCCGCCGCGCGCAUCGCCCCGGCGCCGCGGUCACGCCGACAUUACGUGGGGCGCCCCGCAGCCCCGCGCUCCGGCGCGAGGCAGGAUCUCGCCCGAGCUGCUGAAGCUGCGCGUGGAGGACUUGGCGGAGGGCCGGCGGGGGGCGGAGCGCCACGAGGGUCGCGGAGACCGCGUGGAGGUCCUGUUCGGCGUGGCCCCCUGCCUCCUGGCCGUCACACAGGGCCGGAGGGAGCUCUAUAGGCUGUGCGUCAAGGAGGGCGUCGGGCCCCAGAGGGGCACCGUGCAGAGGGUGUGCGAGGAGGCCCGCCGCUGGGGCGUGCCCAUCCAGCGCUGCAGCAGGGCACAGCUGGACUCCAUGAGCGGCAGGCGGGUGCACCAGGGCGUGUGUCUGGAGGCCAGCCCCUUGCAGUUCCUCUCGGACAGUAGGAAGGAGAGCUCGAACAGGGAGACACGGACCCCCCCCCUCUGGCUGGUACUGGACGGGAUACAGGACCCCAUGAAUUUUGGAGCCAUCCUGCGCUCUGCCUACUUCCUGGGGGUAGACCGAAUCGCCAGCAGCCUACGGAGCAGUUGUCCCCUGACUCCCGUCGUCAGCAAAGCCAGCUCUGGGGUGAUGGAGGUCAUGGGUGUCUACGGCUAUAACAGCCUCAGCCAGUUGUUGAAGGAGAAGGUGAGUCGGGGGUGGCAUGUUCUGGGCUCUGUGGGGACGACGGACAAGACUACGGCCGUGCCCGUGCUGGACUGCGUGGAGUUCCGACUGAGCAGGCCCACCCUGCUACUGAUGGGGGGCGAGGGCGCUGGCCUGUCCCCGGAGCUCCUGUCUCUGUGCCACACCUUGGUCACAGUUCGUCCUCGUCACCAGCUGCAUCCGGCCGUGGAGUCCCUCAACGUCUCCGUGGCAACAGGGAUCCUGCUGCACUCCCUGCUGAUGUCCCGGGGUGGACCCUGUAGAUGAGCCCCCCCCCCCCCGGCACAGCCCCUGAGACUCAGGCAGCCGUGUGGUUCUUCACUGAGGGUGGAGAUGGGCGAUGGGUGACAUCACUCUCGGCCACCAGGGGGCGCAGCCUGGGUGGUGAUAUCAGAUGGUGGACUCCUCUGUGUGUGUGUGUGUGUGUGUGUGUGUGUGUGUGUGUGUGUGUGUGUGUGUGUGUGUGUGUGUUGUCUAGGUGGGGUGACCAGUGUCAGAUAUCAAAGCUGAUGUCCCUCCUUAACAAACACAUUCAAACAGUGUCUCGCCUCCGUCAGUACUGUACACACAAAGUGUAAAAUAACAUUAAACGGCGUUUUAAUGUC